Molecule: messenger RNA, 1484 nt
Organism: Arabidopsis lyrata subsp. lyrata
Lineage: Eukaryota; Viridiplantae; Streptophyta; Magnoliopsida; Brassicales; Brassicaceae
Product: F-box/kelch-repeat protein At1g24800
Exons: 1
Coding region: 48-1328 (426 amino acids)
Molecular function (GO): protein binding
Source: RefSeq, a predicted model, not a curated record
CUAAUUAGUAGAGAAAUCUAUUGCAGCGUUUAGUGAAGCUUGGGAAGAUGACAAGGAUGUGCGAUCUUCCACCAGAAUUAGUAGGUAUGAUAUUCACCAAGAUUCCGAUAACAUCAAUAAGAACCGUGCGUUCCACUUGCAAAUUGUGGAAAGCUUUAACCAAAGAUUGGGUUUUGGGUAAAGGAGCAGCUAGGGAGCAGUUUUUGGGGUUCAUGACGAUGGAUUCAAAAGUUUGUUCACUGAGAUUCCAUCUUUGCCGCAAUGAAGAUGAAGAAUUGGUUGAUCUAUCUAUAAAGCAGAUAGAUUUACUCAACCAAGUCGAUAUAUCUAAAGUCUUUCACUGCGACGGCUUAUUGUUAUGCGUCGGCAAAGAUAACUCAAGGCUCAUUGUGUGGAACCCUUAUUUGGGUCAAACAAAGUGGAUCGUACCCAAAAAAAUUCACGAACACGACACGUAUGCUCUAGGAUACGAUAUCAACCGUAACCACAAAAUCUUGAGGUUUUUGGAUAAUAACUCCUUUCAAAAGAAGGAAUGUUUCGGGUACGAAAUCUACGACUUUAACUCUAAUUCAUGGAGGAUUCUCGACGUCACUUCUCGCUGGCGAAUAAAGUUUCAUCAACGUAGCGUGUCUUUAAAGGGAAAUUCUUACUUUUUUGCUGACGAGAAACUUGGACAUUGCUUUUCUCCUGGAUUAACAAUAGAACCUAACUUGUCUAGCAAAGUAGAAAGAGUUCCUGGAGGUGUACAAACCAUAUAUCUUGAAGAUUUCUUACUCUGUUUUGAUUUCACAAGAGAAAAAUUUGGACCGCGCCUGCCUCUUCCGUUUCACUCUAAGUUCAAUGAGACUGUGACCCUCUCACGUGUUAAAGAAGAGCAGCUCGCGGUACUAUAUCAGCAAAAAAAUAAAUCUUCUGACAUAUUACAUAUUUGGGUUACGACUAGUAUUGAGCCCAACACUCUUUCUUGGAGCAAGUUUUUGAGGGUGGAGAUGAGACCAUUUAAACUCACUGGUGUUAGGUUUAAUCAUGAAGCUGGUAGCUUCUUCAUUGACGAGGAAGAGAAGGUCGUCGUGGUUUUCGAUGUUGACGGAUAUAUAUAUAUAUAUAUACGAACCAAGGCCACUCGGUACAACACGGCUUUUAUCAUUGGAGAAGAUGGAUACUCUAAAUCUGUGAGUCUCGGAGAAGCUCCCUAUAUCGAGGAUACUUGCCCCAUGUCCACAUAUCCUUCGCAAAUGUAUUGUCCUCCACUUGUGUGCUCUUCUUCUUAUUUUCCGAGUUUAGUGCAACUCAACCAAUCUCGCAAAAGGAAAGAAAGAGAUGAUUAGAUUUGAUUCUUGCAUUUUUCUGCAAAAAACCUCCGAUAUUUCUCUAGAUGAUUUCAGUUUUUUUUUUUCAUGUUUCUAUUACCCUUUCGAAAUAUUGCAAAAUAAACAGUUGAGAAUUACAUAGAUUCUUACUGCGACUUAUCUCUCAAGUUUUUG